UACGUCCGUUAGGUAAAAAAGUUUGGUAUUGGUAACAAAAUAAAUGCCAAAUUCGGAAACUCCUUUUUAAACGUGGGAGGGACCGCUUCUUCACGGGCCGUUUCACCACCAUCACGAAACAGCUACCAAUUGUAUAUUUCAUGACAUACUAUUCCUAUUUAACUUUAAUAUGGAAUUUACUUGUGGAGAGAAAACAGAAAUAAAACAUUAUGAAUUAAUCCAUUUUCCGGAUUAAUUUGUUAAUUAUGAUCUGACUUAAUAAUCAUGUGCCAUUUUCAUAUAUCUUUAGUAAUAUUCUUGUAGAUUGACAUUUUAUCACUUCUUCGUGGAUAAUAAUUUAAAGACACCAAAUUCUUAAAUAUAGAAUGACAGAAGUUGGAAGUGGAGAUGAAGACGAGGACGUAGUCUUCGAGGGCAGCGAGCUUUAUGAUGCGUUGACAAAAAUGGGAUAUACGGAAUUUGAAUCUGCAGCGGUUACUAGAACUGAGAUUUCUGAAUCUUCGGAUGUCUUUCUUUCAGAAUCUGUGCCAUCUCUCGACCAAAGUAAAUCAAAAAGUUCACUUAAUGUAUUCCUUCAUAAGAUGCAGGACAGUGAUAUUUCGGAAAAACAAUUGAAAUUAAUUUUGCAAGCAGAUAUGUUGUUAGACGAUCAUGCAGCUCUGAUUCAAAGUUUUCUUAAGAAAAAUUGUCGAACUUUAUGGGAGACUAUUGUUCAGUGGCUACCUUCUACAUUAUCUACAACUGCAAGCAUAUUGUCGAUUAAGUGUAACAAUAUUAUAACUCUGACUCUUGGAUUUCCCGUAGCAAUUAUUUUUGCAUACCGCAUAUAUGAAAAAUAUUGUUCUUCAAAACAUUUAAAAAAUCUUAUUUCUGCACAAAAUGAACUGUUUCAUUUGUGUAAAAAUACUCUUAAGAUACUCCGAUAUCGAUACAGGAUGAAAAUGUUGCCAGCAAAGUUUGGACAAAAAUUUCUAGAAAUGGGAUCACAAAAAUUAAAAUAUCUCCAGCCUCUUAUGGAAACUGUUUUAAAAUCUAUGCAAGACGCAUCACGACUAUAUUAUCGAACUUCAUUGAUCAUUGGCAAAUUGCUUCCUACAACCAUUCCCAUUGAGUCACUAAUAACUAUAUUUGACAACAAAAAAUUUAUGAUAGUAGGGGAGGUUACUUACGAUGCACUCAAGCACUUGUACUAUGUUUACAUCCUUGCCCAGUCUGAUAUGCUAUAUACGUUAGCUACCGCAUACUAUAAAGACACCUGGCUAGAACAUGGCACUCUUCCAGAAGCGGCACUGUCUCAAAUAAUUUUAAAUGUUCAUCGACCGUUAAAAGGAUAUUGUACAAAAUUAUCCAAAAUCAUUAGAGCUUAUCGAUCAAACGAGGUAGAUCUCGUACGACGCCCAUACAGGGGUAUAGUAGUGCCAAAAUGGCAAGAUUUAUAUGUACAGUUGGAUUUAACUUUGCAAAAGAUACAACUGACAUAUCAGGGUCUUGCAUCAAUCCUCGAAAACAUUGACAUUUAUUCCGAGACUAAUAUAAAUGACAAGGAACUUACAGAAAUAAUAAUGAAAAAAUUAAAUGAAGUUUGUAAGGAAAUGGACACUGCAAGGAAUUUUACAGAAUUCAGUUCUUUAUUAUUAGCCAAAAUGCAACACACCCAGUCUAAGGAGAUUCAUAACGAAGAAAAUUUAUUUGAUAAAUCGAUUGCAGUAUCUGAAUUACCAACAUUCUACGAUGCCGAGCCUGAAGUUAUUGAUGAGGUUUUCGAGGAGUAUAUUAAUGAAGAGUACUUAAAACCUCUAUACCAAGAUAGUGAAUUCUCAUCGUUAAACUAUAAACUAGAUAAAUUAUUAGCGAAAAACCUUAUGAGUGAAUUGAAAGAAGUAUUAGUUGAAAAGCAUAGAGAGAUGUCCGAAAGAGAGUCCAAAGCAUUACAACGUAUGUACAACAGUAUUUCAAAGAAAUCCAGCCUGGAAUUACAAUGUAAUCAAAGUACGAAUACUUCAAGCAUGGAAGUACCAGUACCUCUUCCCAGAAAAAAACGAAUAUCUGUUAUUCAGGAAUCUGAAAAUAAUUUUAAUCAAUUCCCUGAAAGUGGGUUAGACAUUUGUGGCACACAGAAUUCUACAAUCUGCCAAGAAUUAAAACAGCCUCCCGUUCCACCGCCAUUGCCAAGAAAAAAUAUUUUCAGUACAAGCAAUAUUCAAGCAGAAGACGAUUUAGAUAUUCAUAAGGAAAAUAUUUCAAAAAUGUCUGCUGACCAUAUAGUGCAAUCUUCGCCAAAUUUUCCUUCUAUGUCAAAAAGUGAAGAAUUAGGUAGUUCUGAAAACCUGCAACAGCCCCCUUUGUCAUUUUAUCCCCCAAAACUAGGUACGACUAAGGACGAUAUUCCUUGUUCUCCAUUUUCAAUUCCCGUUGAUAGAACAGGUUUGAGACCAUUCUUUCAAUUAUCCGAAGAGACUUUUGUAGGAAGUGGAGAAAACACGGAAAGUGUAUCAUUAAGUGAUAUAGAAGAAGAUGAUAUUCAUCAAUGAUAAUAUUUAUGACGUAUUGUAUCAAUACGAUUAAAGUCAAUGAAUAAAAGAUGCAAACAAUAGAUU
Orussus abietinus is the source of this 2597-nucleotide messenger RNA. RefSeq lists its product as uncharacterized. Lineage: Eukaryota; Metazoa; Arthropoda; Insecta; Hymenoptera; Orussidae. The record is from RefSeq and is a predicted model, not a curated record. The transcript is spliced from 8 exons. The coding region runs from base 366 to 2531 and encodes 721 amino acids.